AUGCCUUCCAUAUUUGAAUAUGUCAGCAAGAAGAUGGUCAAAAAUAUUGGAGGCAAAGAUCUGAGACCUGUCAAAUGCCUUUUGGAUGCCACCAAGUUUCGCCAGUUGAAUGUAUUACGGAAGAACUCUCAAUCACGGUUUUGGGAACAGCCUGAUGAUAACCCAGUUGGCUUCUCACUCAUGGACAUCCUGGAGCCAAGUUCUUCAGCCCCAGAAGCUGUUGUGCUAGGGACCUACCUUUUCAGUGACACCAAGGCCCAGAAACAGGAGAUUGGUGGGGACAUCAGCGCUGGAGUGGAAGGGAGUGUGUCAGGAAACUUUGCUCAGUUCCAUGGACCCACCCUGGAGAUUCAGGCUGUUAGCAUCCCAGAUCCUAAACUGGAGACCCUUCAAAACAGGAAACUGCUGCAUCCAGAGCCAUCAUUUUUGACAGAAUGCCGGAUGCGAGGGGACAACCUGUAUGUGGUGACGGAAGCCAUUGAACUGACCAAGGAUACUGUGCUGCAAGAAGGCAGCAGGGUGGAGACUUUGGGAAAACUGUCCAGCCCCUGGAGUACCUAUGUCAAGGGCAAAGUCUGGGGACAGAGUCUCAAAGCAAGAGAGACAAAGCUCUCUGUCCCUCAGGGCACAGUGCUGGCCUACAGGAAGAAACAGUUGGUCAUCAGGAAACAAGUCAUUCUUCUAGUCUCUGCUGAUGCCAAGCAGAAAACCUUUCAAGAUGUCAGAUUCCUGAAGAUGGAAAAUCUCUCCCUGCUCAGCCCUGGAUGGGCUGGUGCCUGCUCUCUAGGAGUACCACCCAAGGACUUCACCAUGCGGUCCUCCAGUGUUAGUUUUUCCUUCCCAUCACCCCUGGGCUCUGCCCCUGGGCCAGAGGCUGAGCCCUGGCGAGGGGUGGGCACCUGCCGCACUGAGAACCCUGAGACAGGAAGGAUAGAGGAGCCCUUGCAUCAAGAUUUCCAGCUCCUACAGGAGGAGGUUUCCUGCAACACGGCAUUACUGGCCCAGCUCUCAAAAGAUGUUCAGGCUGUCAUCUUCCACAGUAUCCUGUCUCUACUUGGGGACAGAGAGGCUCUGUGUGGCCUGACAAACAUGCUGGAACUAGACAGAUUGGGGCAGAUGGAAGGCCCAGGUGGUAUCAUCCUAGAUGAGCUGUGUCAGGGCACAAGACCUCCGUGGAUUGACCUGAAGAGCCUCAUACUUUAUCUCCUCCAAGCCCUAAUGGUGCUGAGUGACACCCACCUUGAUCUGCUGGCCCUGUCCAUGGAGAAGGGAAUUCUGCUCCAUCAGCGAGAGCUGGUAAGGAGCAUCCUGCAGCCGAAUUUCAAGUAUCCCUGGUGCAUUCCCCUCACUCUCCAGCCUCAGCUUCUUGCCCCGCUCCAGGCAGAGGGAUUGGCCAUCAUGUAUGGCCUGCUGGAGGAGUGUGGGUUGAAGAUGGAGCUGAACAACUACAAGCCAAGCUGGGAUCUGGAAGCCAAGAUGCCCAUGUCUGCCCUCUAUGGGGCGCUGUCACUGUUGCAGCAGUUGGCGGAAGACUAG
Jaculus jaculus (lesser Egyptian jerboa) is the source of this 1536-nucleotide messenger RNA. It is a transcript of the gene Gsdmc, whose product is annotated as gasdermin C. The transcript has 10 exons. Gene Ontology annotation, biological process: pyroptotic inflammatory response; defense response to bacterium. The record is from RefSeq and is a predicted model, not a curated record. NCBI's taxonomy places the organism in Eukaryota, Metazoa, Chordata, Mammalia, Rodentia, Dipodidae. Gene Ontology annotation, molecular function: phosphatidylinositol-4,5-bisphosphate binding; phosphatidylinositol-4-phosphate binding; phosphatidylserine binding. The coding region runs from base 1 to 1536 and encodes 511 amino acids.